CAGAUUUCAGACAUGGAAACAAUGAAGGUCAACCAGACAGUCGUGGGAGAAUUCAUUCUUGUUGGCUUCUCCGUGUACCCACAUGUGCAGAUGUUCCUCUUCCUGGUCUUUCUUGGCCUCUAUCUUCUCACCCUCACAGGUAACCUGGCCAUCAUGGGUCUCACUUGGGUGGACAGAUCUCUCCACAUCCCCAUGUACCUUUUCCUUGGUGCCCUCUCUUUCUCCGAGACCUGCUACACACUGACCAUCAUCCCCAAGAUGCUGGCAGAUCUGCUGACUGGGAACAGAGGCAUCUCAGUCACGGGGUGUGGCUUGCAGAUGUGUUUCUUCUUGGGACUUGGUGGCACCAAUUGCAUCGUCCUGACCUUGAUGGGAUAUGAUCGCUUUCUGGCCAUCUGCAACCCUCUCAGAUAUCCACUGCUUAUGACCAACGUGGGGUGUGGACAACUUGUGGCCUCUGCUUGGGCUGGAGGCUUCCUUAUCUCUCUGAUAGAGACUGCGCUGAUAUUCAGGGGCUCCUUCUGCAGCCCCAACCUUGUCAGACACUUCUUCUGCCACAUGCGAGCAGUGGUGAGGCUAUCCUGUCUAGACAGCGACCUCACGGGGUCCGUUGUGACAGUGAUCUCCGUGUCUGGCUUGAUGGGCACAUUCCUGCUCAUCAUCAUCACUUAUGUGUUCAUUCUUUCCACUGUCUUCAGGAUCCCGUCAGCCGAGGGCAAGCAGAAGGCCUUCUCUACCUGUGCCUCGCAUCUCACAGUGGUCCUUGUCCACUUUGGGUUUGCAGCCAUUGUCUAUCUGAAGCCAGAAGCUUCAGGAGGGGACGACACGCUCAUGGCUGUCCCUUACACGGUCAUUACCCCUUUCCUCAGUCCUCUAAUUUUCAGCCUCAGGAAUAAGGACAUGAAGAAUGCCCUAAGAAAGGUGCUUGGAAAGAGGAGAUUCUUGAAAAAACAAUUUUGGAUUAAUGCUACGUUAGUGACUGUCCCCUGA
This is a messenger RNA of Neogale vison (American mink), 990 nucleotides long. Its product is annotated as olfactory receptor 10X1. Gene Ontology annotation, molecular function: G protein-coupled receptor activity; olfactory receptor activity. The record is from RefSeq and is a predicted model, not a curated record. The coding region runs from base 13 to 990 and encodes 325 amino acids. Gene Ontology annotation, cellular component: membrane. The transcript has a single exon. Gene Ontology annotation, biological process: G protein-coupled receptor signaling pathway. NCBI's taxonomy places the organism in Eukaryota, Metazoa, Chordata, Mammalia, Carnivora, Mustelidae.